AUGGAUGGAAGCGCGAUCUCAGAGGAACACCCUCAAAGACGGUACAAUGAUGCGCAAUACGCCCGUGCGCAGUCAAAGGCGGACUGCCGCUCUUCCCCGUCCGGCGAGGUGACACGCGGGAUUGAAGCCGAGUCAGGGAAGCUGGCGACCCCAUCGGCUUCACAUGGAGCUUCCUCCGUCCAAGCACCAAUCCAGUCGCCACGCCCGAUAGGACCUGCAUCUUCGUCCCAGGCCGAGUCUGGCGCCGGUCUUCACAUCAGUCUUCCCCCUGGUGUGCCUGUGCCCCACUCCAGCGUCUUUUCUCCGCCCGCUCAUCGCUCGGCAGGUCUAGCCACAAGACGCUCCUACAUGAACAGUGGCGCCGAUUCGAGCACUGCAUCUAUCUUUCGCAGUCCUUCGCCAACAGCUGCCUCGAAUGCCACGAAGACUGCUGGCGCACCGCAGCGAGCCGCAAACGAAGCCCAGUCUUGCGUCCAGUCUUCUUCAGCUCAAGCGGCGAAUCCAUCGCCUGACGUUCUAGCUGGCGCCGCAAACGAAGUUGUGGCCCCUACGUUUGCGAAUCCGUUUGCAAAUCCCGUAGGGGCGUCUUCUGCCUCUGCCAAUACAUUAGGCAAUGGUGAAGUGAAGGCGGACAGCUAUCAGCCUCGCGAGCCGCGCGAGCCUAGACAUACCCUGGAACGAGCACGUAGCGUGGCGGGAGAUCUCCGAGGCUGGAACAUCGGCACUGAGGCGGACAACGCCACGAAGGCACCGCCAAGCGAUUCGCCCGGCUCUUUCGUACUUGCGCCCAGCGCCAAAAGUACGCCUGGAAGAAGCUUGGGGUCUAUGGUGCAAGACGAUGACGGAAGCGAAGAGAGGGAUUCGUUUCCAACCAGUAGCACGGCUGUGAUCGAUGGGAAGGAGUUCGACUUCACUCUGCCUCCUGCUGUGAUGAGCAGUGGCAGAAAGGCAAGCGUGAGCCUUCAGCUUUUCAAAGAGACAGGCUCCAGCAGCAACGUCCCCCAUGUGGGGACUUCGAGCGACGACUCGCCUGACACUCUCGGCAGAAAUCUUCGCAAGGCAACGCACAGCCCAAAGUAUAAGGCCGCGGAGCGCACAGCCCGUAGGCGGAGCAUGACUCCAGCAAAGGUGUCGAGAUUGGGCGGCAGCGCAAUACAGCCUGCAUCAGAGUCAACGGCCACAGAAGACGAGGAGGACAGUUCUAGCCCCAUGUCCACCCGUCCAUCUCGGCACAUUACAGUCUCUCCACGAGCCGCACUUUUGGAUCUGCCGCCCGCAGCUAGUCCUUAUGGCAGCUUUCAGACGCAAGGCAACCCAGUCCUGCAGCCAGCGACUCCAUUGACUCUUUUGGCAAAGUCGAGACUGAACGAGGAUGGUACCGGCAACAGCCAUCUUCGGAGGGCCUCGUCAGUCAAAAGCGCCGACAGAACAUCUCGACCUCGUAGAAUCUCUCGUGGAAGCUCUAUUGCGGACGAGGCAGCCGUGACUGAGAGCGAAGGACUAACCUCUUCUGAAGAGGAUGAGGUGGCCGAAGACAACCUGGACGAGAGCGAUGAGGAAGAUGAGCUGUUUGAUGAUUCUGGGAGCUCAGAACAGUCUUACGGCAGGGAGGAACGAGAGCACGCGGAUGGCCGUGAGUUGUAUUUGGAUCUACGCACUGGUCAACGACGCACCAGUGAAGUCUCGCAGGAACCAAGCGACUCCAAAUUUGCUCAGAAAGAAUUGAGCGGAGCGAUCGCUAUACCGUCGAGAUCUAUAUCAAGCGCCGCUUCACGUCGAGAGGCGCGCAGUGAGGACCGAAGUGGUCGCUAUCGAAGGGAAGGUCUUGUGCAGCCACCAGCCGUGGUGCAGCUCCAACCGUUCUCGAACCAGGUCGGCGGCCACAGCUCCAUUUUCCAGUUCUCCCGACGGGCAGUGUGCAAGCCUCUGGUCAGUCGCGAAAAUCAGUUCUAUGAAGCUGUGGAAAGGGAUCAUCCUCGUCUGCUCUCCUUCAUUCCUCAGUAUCUCGGUGUACUCAAUGUGACCUAUCGCCACGUGGAGAAGUCACACGAUCCUGCCCAAAAUGACGGAGCUUCUUCUGCCCAAGCAGUAGCAGCCGAGCCAAGCGGUACUAUCGAGCCUUCUGAUACUAGCAGUAUCUCACGCCCUGCGACAGCGCGGCGCCGCGUCUUCGAAGGUCAAAACGAGCACGAAAAUGAGGUGCCAGAAGUUGCUUUGAGCAUGAAUAGGCACAUCAUACCAGACUGGAUGCUUGGCGGCACGAGCGGGGCCCGACAGACAUCUCACUCACCCGGCCGGAAUCGGAAAAGGGCCUCUGGUCAUAGUUCAGCGCGUACAAGCCGCUCCGCGGAGCGAACGCUCAGCACGCUCCCCCUGAGUUCGAGCGCCGAAGCCCCCUCGGACGGUCCCCACAAUUUCUCACCUGCAUUGAGACCGUCGUUGAAUCACGCCUCUACAAUCGGCUCGCCAUCUGUCAGUCCCAUUACCUCCGCAGGCGCAUGGUCGGAAAGGUCGCAGCAUCAAUUUGCCUCGAAGGGCUUGUCGAGUGAAGAAAGAGAAAGCUCGCGCAGACCUCCAAACUCCGCUCAUGGCGAUGCAGCAUCUGAAGACCAGCGUCCGCAUUUUGGACGACGGGCCAGUGCAGGUGCAUUUGGACCCUGUGCUUCGUUUGCAGGCCGUGGCUGCACGUCGGUCAAUCGGCGCUUACAGGAGCAAGUUUUGCGAGAGGUCUUCAGUGGUCCCCCACCCCGCGACGACGAUGGUGCGGCAGGCCCUGGAUGGGGCCGAACGAAGCGCAACGCGCGAAAACACCGCAGGAGGCUAGAGAAGGCUUGGCAAGAGAGCGAGGAAGGCGCCAGUCGAAGCGCGGUGUCAAGGCCGGAGCAAUCAGAGACUGCCUCGAAGAGAGCCUCGGGAAGCGCUGUAGUGGCGAGCCUUGCGCUUCGUGAAGCCGGAAAGCCAAGUGUUCCGAGCUCGAACUCAUUGUCUGGCCCGGGCAGGAUGCCAUCCACUCCUCCACGAUCUCCUCCUUUACCUCCUUCGAUCGCAAACAGCCCACUUUCAGUCAGGUCUUCCGAUGCAAAGGUUCGACAGCCGCACUUCCAUGCACCUGCCGAGCUUUUGGGUUUCGACGAUCCCGUGUCGACGAAAGGCGACCCUGCGCCACAAGCAUCUGAAAUGGAAGCAGCUGUGCCGCGCCGUUUCCGUCGUGUUCACAGUGACGCCGCCUUGUCUUUCAAAAGUGCUGCUACCUUUGGCUUUACACCGACAGAAUCCUCUGUGGGCACUCCAGGUGAAGCUCGCAGCGGCUGGACCUCCGAUAGCCGCGAAUCGACCACUGUGGCAACCUCGGAAAACGUAGAGACAUGCUCCGGCUCGCCACCUCAGCCGCAUGGUCGAAGGGCCUCCACGGACAGCAGACUCUUCUCGAUGGAGGAUCUGGGUCUUGACAGCGAUCAAUUAAGCGCGCAGAAAGUAGACGCGUCGUCUGAGCAUACGGGUCUAGCAUUGGAUGAUGCUCGCCAAAAGACGCCGCGGCCGUUCCAAGGGACGAACGGGAUCUCAUCCAAGGAGAGUCGUGCAGGACUGCCUGGCAGCUCCGAGGUGCCCGCGACCACACUAGGCGAGCCCGCGCUCCAGGCAGCGGCUAACGCAGCAGCAGCAGCGGCUGCUGAUGCCGGGGACGCUGUCGACCCGUCCUCUGCGCGGCAGGAGCAAUUUUUGCUCAUGGAGGAUUUGACUGGGCGAUUGCGGUCGCCUUGUGUUCUCGAUUUGAAGAUGGGCACGCGCCAGUAUGGCCUUGACGCAACCGAUGCCAAGAAGCGAAGUCAAACGAAAAAGUGUGACAAGACUACUAGCCGAACGCAUGGCGUGCGCAUCUGCGGUAUGCAGGCCUACGACGCCAAGAACGACACCUUCAUCUUCCAAGACAAGUACUAUGGUCGCAAAAUUGCGCCAUCCGACUUUGCGCAUGCACUAGGGCGCUUUUUCGACGAUGGACGUCACCUCCUCCUGCACCAUGUGCCCGUCAUUCUGGAGAAGCUGUAUCGACUAGCGCGCAUCAUCAACGGGCUGAGCGGCUAUCGCUUUUAUGCAAGCAGUCUGCUGUUCAUAUAUGAUGGAGAUCAAGAGACCCAACUUAGGUUGGAAAAGGAAUUUGAGAGUCGCACCAAACGUGGCAUAGCCGGAGUCUCGCCAGGUCUAGCCGACAGUAUCGAUUGCAGUCCUUUGGUAAUGCCGGCUGACACAUCGGCUGAAGGCGGUUCGCUUCCCGGUGUUUGGUCCUCACACAGCUUGGAUCGCGCAGACGGCGGUGCGCCAGGUUCCAUUGGUCGGACCACGCAACUGUCCACGUCAAGCUCUCUCAAUGCCGAGAGCCCCUUUGCGAAGGAGGAACAUGCCUUGCACGCAUCUGUGACUUCGGUGCCCAGCUCUAUGCCCGCACGUCGCCGGCGACGUCGGGGAGAAAUCAACAUUAGGAUCAUCGACUUUGCCCAUUGCACCACAGGGUCCGACUUUUUCUAUCCGGCUCACGAGGGCGAAGAGCCGCCUUUGCCAGGCAUGCCGGAGGCUAGAUAUCCUCCCGGUCUGCGCGACGGUCCCGAUAGUGGCUACCUGUACGGACUGCAGCAUUUGGCGGCGUCGUUCGAAGAGAUUUGGGAAUUCGAACGCCAUCUUCGUCGAGAGACGGCCCGUCAGUCUGCGCGCGAUGCUGGCGGCGAUGACGGGCAGAUUCUGCUUGCGGCCAAUGAGGCUGAUGUCGGCCCCUUGCGCAUUGACGGCGCAGGUAUCUUUGGCGAGAUUUUUGGGCCACAAGGUCUGAAUGGCUACGUCUCUACGUGA
Ceraceosorus bombacis is the source of this 4842-nucleotide messenger RNA. The record is from the annotation of a GenBank genome assembly. NCBI's taxonomy places the organism in Eukaryota, Fungi, Basidiomycota, Exobasidiomycetes, Ceraceosorales, Ceraceosoraceae.